This is a messenger RNA of Chelmon rostratus (copperband butterflyfish), 6908 nucleotides long. It is a transcript of the gene ly75, whose product is annotated as lymphocyte antigen 75. The record is from RefSeq and is a predicted model, not a curated record. The transcript is spliced from 35 exons. Gene Ontology annotation, cellular component: plasma membrane; signaling receptor complex. Lineage: Eukaryota; Metazoa; Chordata; Actinopteri; Chaetodontiformes; Chaetodontidae. Gene Ontology annotation, molecular function: signaling receptor activity. The coding region runs from base 149 to 5386 and encodes 1745 amino acids.
ACAGCUGACAGUUGAGAGAACUGGGUUAGGUUAGUUGUCCGGUCACUCUCAGUUUGGAGUUCAGUUAUCGACUUGGCCUAUAUUCACAGUUCAGCACUCCGGGAGGGAAGACUCUUUAUGAAUCCAACAAAAAGACUCUGCAGUGACCAUGCUGAAAAUAUCCGAAGCGACACUUUGCCUUUGUUUGUUGACUCUAUUGGAGUUAACUGUUUUCUUGGGGACUUGCUCGCCGGCUAACGUCAGAAGUUUUGAUGAGGAUGCUUUCACCAUCCAGCACUCGAGCACGGGGAUGUGCCUGGGUACGGGGGCUUCGGCAGACUUGAGUCUCACCUCCUGUGACCCAAACAGCAAGUCCCAGAUGUGGAAGUGGGGUUCAGGCCAUCGUCUCUUCCAUGUGGCCACCUCCUUCUGCUUGGCAUUGGAUGUCCGCUCCAAGACCUUGUCCCUGGUUGACUGUGGCUCAAACAUCCUACUGUGGUGGCGUUGCCUGGACGGGGCUGUUUACACUGUUUACCAGAUGGGCCUGGCGGUCAGCGAUGGCAAAGUUGCUGCCAAACGGGACACCGUUGACACUUGGCAAAGAGGAGAAUCCCAGGACAACAUCUGUCAGAAGCCAUAUCGUGUUGUCCACACCACCGGUGGGAACUCUGCCGGCCUUCCCUGUGAGUUCCCCUUCAAAUACAACGGCAGCUGGCAUCAUGGAUGCCUCCCAGAUGCAGAUUUCCCUGGACUGUCCUGGUGUGCCACCUCAUUGGACUAUGAGCAAGACAGAAAGAAGGGACACUGUCUAAUACCUGAGGAGGGUUGCCAGACUCUGUUUGCCGGGCCAGAAGGGGAAUUCUGCUAUGAGUUUGUUUCUAGUGCCGCGGUUUCCUGGCAGGAAGCUUUGGAUUCAUGUCGCAGUCAGGGAGCUGAUCUGCUAAGUGUGUCUGGGCCAGAACUCCUCUCCAAAACCUUUUCAGAUGGCUUCGACAGAAUGCCUGAAAGGAUGUGGAUCGGCCUUCACCAGCUAGACACUUCUCAGGGCUGGCAGUGGUCAGAUGGCUCCCCUCUCUCCAUCCUGCGCUGGGAAACCAGUGAUGGUGAAAUGCUAUCCACCUCCGUGAUUAUUGAGUCAGACUGUGGAGUACUGAACUCCAAACUCAACUAUGAAUCUGAGUCGUGCAACAAACGGCUGCCAUACAUCUGCAAGAAGAGUUUCAACGCCUCUCACACAGCAGCAACAGAGUCUUCGAUAUAUAAAGAAACAGUGUGUGCAAACGAUUGGGUCCCAUGGAACGGCUGGUGUUACAAGUUAGUCAAGGACAAACCUCAAGCCUUUACAGAUGCCACUCUGCACUGUAACAAGACAGAGGGAGGAGGCUUUCUGGCCAGCUUCCACUCUGUUGACACCAAAGAGAUGGUCAGCACUAAUUUCCAUGCCGAUGGCCAGUUUUUGGACGUGUGGAUUGGUCUGAUUGGUAUCGGCAUGAACCCAACUGUCUUCAAGUGGAUGGACCAGGCACCUGUCACCUUCACCUACUGGGGCCCAAACCAACCAAUUCAACCAGCUCAGGAACCCAGCUGUGUUUUCUACUCUGGAGAGUCUCAUGGUUGGCAGGUUGGGAACUGCACCCAGAGGCUACCUUUUAUGUGUCAGAAGAAAGGAGAAGUCAAGGAAUCAGAUGUGCUUCCUGGAUGUCGCAUUGAGGAUGGUUGGAGGAGGCACGGCAACUCUUGUUAUCAAGUGGACACCAAACAAGUAUCCUACAAAGAUCGCUGUAACAUCACUAUAAGAAACAGGUUUGAGCAGGCCUUUAUCAGUAGUCUGCUCGGGGAGCAUAUCAGCAGGGAACCACAGUAUUUUUGGAUAGGGCUGCAGGACAUUAAGAACACAGGGGAGUACCAAUGGCUGAGCCAAGAUGGGUCCCCAGGUGUGGUUACAUACACCAACUGGGGCUGGUUUGAACCAGAUCGGGAUGGAGGUUGUGCAGUGAUGUCCACGAGAAAACCCCUGGGCAAGUGGGAGGUGAAGAACUGUACCAUUUUUAAGGCUGGCACCAUUUGCAGAAAAGACCUCAGUCCACCUUCACCCCCAGAACCAGAGCCAAACCUCAACGCAACCUGUUCUGAUGGAUGGGUGUCCAGACCAGACAUCAAAUACUGUUACAAGGUGUUUCAUGAGGAAAGGCUGAGCAGGAAGCGCUCCUGGGAGGAAGCUGAGAGGUUCUGUCAGGCUCUGGGAGCCACCCUGCCCAGCUUCACAAAUAAUGGUGAGAUGAGGGCCCUGCACAGCAUCAUGAGAGAAACCAUCAGUGAUAAUCGUUACUUCUGGGUUGGCCUGAACAGGAGAAACCCAACCGAUCGCUCCUGGCAGUGGAGCAAUGGCCAGCCUGUAUCUAUGGAUGUUUUUCACCACAAUUUCCUUGAAGAUGAUGCAUACAGUCGGGACUGCACUGCAUUCAAGACAUCGAAGAGCACCUUGAAACAACUGUUUGUGUUUCUGCUCCACGACUUACCCCCGCCUCCUUUCUACGCCACACCUUUUCAUUGUGACGCCAAGCUAGAGUGGGUCUGCCAAAUACCCCGUGGAAAGACACCAAAGAACCCAGACUGGUACAAUCCCGGUGGGCACCAUGAGACAUCAAUCUUCAUAGAUGGAGCAGAGUUUUGGUUCGUGAAGGAGCCUAAGCUAACUUUUGAGGAGGCAAAGCUCUUCUGCAGUGCGAAUGACAGCAAACUGGCUGCGCCUCUCAGCUCAACCGCUGCCGUACAGAUCCACCAGUACCUGAAAGCUAUAUCAAGUUCUCCCAAGCAAAGCUGGUGGAUCGAUUUGAGAGAGCCUGGCCGGAUAUUCCCCAUGUCGUACACCCAGAUGUACUUUUAUCAUUCAGUUUUCCUGGGCAGAUGCACCUCUAUCACUCCUGAAAACUUCUUUCCAGAACAAGGGCACAAUUGCCGGCAGCGAUUGUCAUUUGUGUGUGAGAAACACAACAUCACGUCAGUGGAGGUGAACCCACUGGAGCCUCGGCCUGGAGGACUGCCCUGCGGAAACUCCAGUCUGUCCUUCAGAAACAAGUGCUACACACUGAUGAGGAGCAUGAAGCCUUUUUCAUUCAAGUAUGCCAAUGAGGAAUGCCAGUCAGUGAGGGGAACCCUGGUCACUGUAUCUGAUCAGGUGGAGCAAGAUUUCAUCACCACCCUUUUGCCAAGCAUGAUAAACAUGGAAAGGAUAUGGAUUGGUCUGAAAAUCAAGCGUGACGACCCUGAGUGGAUGGAUCAGUCCCCAGUUAACUACGUCAAUUUUAACCCCCUGCUUCUGGGCAUGCACAGGGCUAUAAAAGUCAAUACAUGGGAUCCAGAGAGUAUGGAUUUGUGUGUGUUUAUGAUCAAUAACCCCAACUCUGCCAUGCUGGGUACCUGGGACUAUUCUUCCUGCACACAAUAUCAACAUUUGUCCAUUUGCCAGCACUAUGCAGAUAAGCUCGAGGCCCCCCGCGUCCCCACAGAGCCCUUCCAUGUCAAUAACCACACCUUCCUGCUGCUUGUCAAAAAUCUCACCUGGUUUGAGGCCUUAGAGCAGUGCAGAAGUAAUAACAUGGACCUUGCGAGUGUUGCCAGUACACUCCUGCAAUCCACCCUCACUGUGCACGUGAGCCGUGCACACACGCCCAUGUGGAUUGGCCUCUUCAGCGAAGACGAUGGGAUCCACUACCGCUGGACCGACCACAGUCACACUGUAUUCAGUCGCUGGUCCUCCGAUAUCACCAGAGGCUCAUGUGUCUACCUGGACACGGAUGGCUUCUGGAAAGCCACCGAGUGUGAGGAAGAGCUGGGAGGCGCUAUCUGCCACAAACCACAUGAGGAAAUCAUCACCACACCAGAGGAUGUUGCAGUGAAGUGCCCCCAUAAGAUUAACGGUGCAAACUGGAUCCCCUUCAAGAACAACUGUUACUCCUUCCAGCUGGUUGCCUCUAGGUGGGACCAGUUUGACCAUGGGCUGAUUCACAGUACCUGCAAAAAACUACAUGCAGAUGCAGACAUCCUAACCAUCCGAAACGCAGAGGAGAACGAGUUUAUCAAGCAGCAGCUCAUACCGUUUCAGAACUUGGUCCAGUUUGUUUGGCUGGGACUGUUCAAAGAUGACAACGAUAACCAGAUGAAGUGGUAUGAUGGCACAAAUGUCCAAUAUUCCAACUGGGCAAAGGGCCGACCAGAUGUAGACGGACCAUUCUUGGCUGGUCUCACCGUUAACGGCAACUGGAUUCUCAUGUCAAACUCAAACUUAUUCCCUGAGUUCAAACAAAGGUCCAUUGUGGCCUGCAAACUGGACAAUGAACCAAAACAGCAGUACAACCAGUCAUCCAAGGAUUUUCAACACUACGGCAACUUAACUUACGAGGUUGUCACCCUAAAGCUGAGUUGGUACCAGGCUCUGGAAGAGUGUGGUCAGCGGGGAGGCCACCUGGCAAGUGUCCACGACAUCCAGCACAGUGCACAUGUGAAUCUCAUUGCCAAGACUGACGGCUACCCGCUCUGGAUUGGCCUUUCGAACCAGGAUGUCGGUGGCUCAGCGUAUGAGUGGUCCGAUGGAACGAGAUUUGACUACAAAGCCGCCAUCUCUGACUCACAGCAGAGCUCCAGCUCAGACAAAAAAGAGCCCAGCUGUGUUUUUGUAACCCCUGCUGGAGCCUGGGUGGGGACCAGCUGCAAUACAUUGGUAGACGGAGCCAUCUGCUACACCACCACAAUCUCCACUGCGUCCCAGAGAGCCAGACUGCAGGCUGCCCCAGAGGCCAAUCACUGCCCUCAGAGCAACGGUGUGUCCCAAUGGGUGCAGCACGAAGAUCACUGUUACGCCUUCAACAUGAGCUUCUACAACUACAGCGUGUACAGCAUGGAGCAGGCCAAGAGCAUCUGUCAGAGCAUGGAUGCUCAGCUGCUCACCAUAAAAACCACAGAGGAGAACGACUUUGUGUCCAAGUACAUGUAUGAUGACCAUCUCAUCACCAGCCGAGUAUGGCUGGACAUGGUCCUCGAUUCUCAAGGCAAACCUGUAUCCUGGCAGGAUGGCUCAGCUGUGGUUUACUCUAACUGGAAUUCUGAGGCCUUGGCUACUGGGAAGGCGUCGGAGCCCCAGUGCGCCGUCAUGAUGGCGGGUGAAAAAGGAGUGUGGAAUCUUGUUAGCUGCGAGGCUAGCCACAGUCGUGUUGUCUGCAAAACUGAAGCAAAGUCUUCAGGCUCCCCUGUGGCACUGGGUCUGCUCAUCGUGGUCCUCAUCUCUCUCCUUUUAACCACCGGCUUUAUCAUCUAUAAGAAGAAAAGAGCCCACUUCUCUUCCACCGUCCGCUAUGAGAGGACUUUUGAUGAAUCGGACACCACUAGCAUUAUAACAGAUGCUGACUGAGCGUGCUUAAGUAAUCAGCCUCAGGGAGUAUCGAUGUGCCUGCCUCGAGUGCAUUUAAGUCAUUUUCAGCAAGAGCAGAUGCAGCCUUCCCCUUUUAUAAAUUAUUUAUUUAUCCUGCUCAAGCGUCCAAACCCUCUAGAAUUAUGUGUAAAACUGUAAAUAUUGUUGGAGAAUUGUGAAUAUCUGCCAAAACUGAGUUUCUUAAUUUGGGUUAUUUUAGAUUGUCUUUGAUGAGAGCCCUGUGUUAUACCUAAUGUAAAUACUCGGGCUGAUGCUCUCUGGUAUGUGUUGAUCAUUGACUUUAGUGGGAUGUUAGAGUUAUGGGUUGUUGUUUUUUUGUUUUUUGAGCUUGUAAGAAGAUUUUGAGUUGGUUUAUAGAAAUAUGCAUCCUGACACAACACUCCUCUUUAGCCCUUUAGCCUUACACAGGGGUUAAAAUGCACUGAUGUACAAGUGACUCCAAACUAUCAGCAACAAAAUGUGCAUUUACUGAAUCAUACUAUAAUGUAUAUACCAUUACUCAAUCUAUUCCAGUUUUAUUUUUUAACUUCAGAAGGUUUGAUCUUCACAAUGUUUCAAUUGAUACAUCAGUAGACUUACUAAAGGCCAGUUCACUUGAAAACACGGUAAACAGUAUUAUAUAUCUGGUUUCUUCUUUACAUACUCACAGUACUGCCUCUCAAUGUGAUUCGGUUUAGAACUAGUUUCUACCAAAGCACGCCCGUAACUGUCCAAAGCAAAUGGAAGAAACUAAGUACUGUGGAUUAAACAUUGAACUCCACUUUAUUGGCCUGAGCUACAGCUAAUAUCAUCAAACCUCAGCAAAUCACACUAAACUAUCUGGUCAAGAACAUACAUGUGUGUUUUUAUUUGGACUGUGCCUUUAGACAAAGAGAAACACAGACUGUGCCUUUUAACAUCAUGACUGCAGAAGAAAUGGGAGUUAUUAAGCGACUGGAUUAGGAAUUUUCAAUGUAUUUACUGUUGCCUAUUAAUACCUAACAGUAUGUUUUAGUUGUCAAUCUGGACGUGAUGAAAUUUUAGUCCUGCUGAUUAGUUUUAAAGUGUAGGACACUGUCUUAGCCACCGAAUGAAUCAGACAACUCUUUGUAUCAUUUGUCUGUUUAUGUAGAUCAGACUUUCCUAUGCACUUAACUACUGAGCAAGAACGCACUUUAAUACGUCGUGGAGCUACAGUUCCUACCAUGUUUAAGCACAAUGAGGUUUGGAGAGUUUUAAAGACGUUCAGAUUGCACUGCCAUUUGCUGUGAAUGCUUUGUAAAUAUGUGAUGUUUGUUUUAUAACUGAGAAUGAACCAAAGAUGCCCCGAGUCGUCUGAAUGUCAAAAGCCUGAGCUUUCCUGUGUUUGCGGUACAGCCUCAGUGUGGCUCGGUAACCCAUUCAUAUCAAGUUGUAAACCAAAUGUUUUGUUUUUUUUUAAACUUUCUCACCACUCCUAAAGAGAUCUGUAAACUCAAAUCAGGUACAGCAUCCUUCCAAUAAAUGUUUCUGUCUUCCAAGA